This is a messenger RNA of Hypanus sabinus (Atlantic stingray), 2072 nucleotides long. RefSeq names its product cornichon family AMPA receptor auxiliary protein 3 (gene cnih3). Gene Ontology annotation, biological process: regulation of AMPA receptor activity; vesicle-mediated transport. The coding region runs from base 453 to 935 and encodes 160 amino acids. Lineage: Eukaryota; Metazoa; Chordata; Chondrichthyes; Myliobatiformes; Dasyatidae. The record is from RefSeq and is a predicted model, not a curated record. The transcript is spliced from 6 exons. Gene Ontology annotation, cellular component: synapse; dendrite.
UCGGUGUUGUCCUUCCGCUCUCCCUCAGGGUACCAAUCCUUAGAUGCCGGCGACUGUCAGUCUCUCAUAACUUCGCGCUCUCAGCCAAUGAGUUGGAUACUGUGGAGAGGGGGCGUCCAGGCGCUCAGUGCCUCGCUUCACUCGUUCUCCUCUCUCUCUGUCUGGUUAAAAAAUUGGAUCUCACAGUUCUUGAGGAAAGGCGUAAUUCAGAUCAACAACUCCCAAGUAUUGAGUGGAAAGGGAUUUGAUGCUCUCAGUCUCGAAAGAGCCGAAGGCUGGAUCUGGCGCGACUUGGACUGACAAAGUAUGUAAAGGGCGCCGAGUACCCGGUGGAAAUUGAAUGUUUGGGCACACGAGCGGAGAUCGGCGCUGAGUCCCUCGGAGAAGUGGGACUCGGAUCCGAUGGGAAUUGUGGAAACUUGGAAGCAAAUCGCCAGCAUUGUGAAAAAAUUAUGGCGUUCACAUUCGCUGCUUUCUGUUACAUGCUUUCGCUGGUGCUGUGUUCCUCGCUUCUUUGCUUCGCCAUCUGGAACAUAAUUGCAUUUGAUGAAUUGCGUACAGAUCUCAGGAGCCCUGUAGACCAGUGCAAUCCACUCCAUGCACGAGAAAGACUGAGAAAUAUCGAGCGGAUCUGCUUCUUACUGAGGAGGCUGGUGCUACCAGAAUAUUCCAUACACGGCUUGUUCUGUAUCAUGUUCCUGUGUGCACAAGAAUGGCUGACAUUAGGUCUCAAUAUUCCCCUGCUCUUCUACAACCUUUGGAGAUACUUUCACAGCCCUGCGGAGAGCAAUGAACUAAUGUAUGAUCCAGCCACGGUGAUGAAUGAUGAAACCCUCAAUUACUGUCAGAAGGAAGCCUGGUGCAAGAUGUCCUUCUACCUGAUGUCGUUUUUCUACUACCUUUACUGUAUGAUUGACACGCUGGUCAGCAACUAACCAGGAGGACUUGGUGGCGGCGACUGAAUCAGACCCUGAGAGAUUGACACAGCGGAGAUACUGAAUUCAAUCCUUGCCACAUUUGCACAAAACCUUGGAGCAACCAUUUGAAAUUAUCCCUUUGUUCCUGCCCUUCCCAAACCAAAUUAUGAGAUAGUGGAUCAGAAUCAGCUCAUUACUCCGUACCUCUUUUAUACUAAACAAUGAGGCCAAGAGUCUGAAAUGCCCCCUCAAUAAACCAUGUGGCUAAACUUCAGAAUCAGCCCUUCACCCCUAACUUCUGUUACAACAAACCAUGGACAGAGGGGUGAGAAUUGUGUGUUCAAUGCCAAUGGCUGCCAUUGAAAGGUAUAUUUACCAUGCUGGUACUGAACUAAAUGCAGCUUCCUUAUAAAAGAAGGACAAACACGGUGUUUGCAAAUCUUUAAAAGCUAAAACGUCCAUCUGUUUCUUCUGUAUAUCCAUUGAUAUCCAAUGGGAGCCCUUUCACCGAGGGAACUAUAUACUAGAACAUCUUUCACUGAGGCAGGAACUACCAGGACCACCCUCACUGAGGGUGCUCUCCUUCUGGAUCCCAUUCAGUGAAGGGGAAAUCUAUCCAGACUGCUGAUCCCAACCCUCAUCCCCUCACAAUGAGAAAGUUAAUUAAAUAACUCAACCUAAGCUGCUCCAAGCUGAACACAAUGCCGUUCCUAUGGUCAACACUUAAUGAAUCUGUUCUAUUUUCAAACUAACUGUACUUACUAUUACAAUAUCUUAAUAGCAUUCUAUUAAGAUUCCUGACCUCCAAAUAUGUUCAAUCCUGUGGGAAACCAAGGUUGUUUUUGUACUGUUUUAGAUAGUAGUAUUUAUCCAGGCUUAUGCCUGUGGGGGAAUAUGAGGAUACUCUAAUAAUGUUUAGAUGUAAUUUGGUGCAUUCAUCGGGCCUACACCACACUAACACCUUUAAGAGAUGAACACACACUUGUUGGUUAUGUCUGAUGAAGCCUACAGAAGUAAGAUUGAAAUAAUGGUCUUUAAUAUUUCUUGUACAGGAUACUUGUAAUAUACUCUGAUAAUAAACAGUGCAUCAAGGAAAUUUGUUUGCGACUGAAUGUUUGGAGACCUCUAAGCUGUGUAAACUUGUGAUUUGACUCA